AUGGCUAUUGUAAAUCAUAAUUAUGAGUUCAUUUAUGUCGAUGUUGGAAAACAGGGUAGGAUAUCUGAUGGUGGCGUAAUACAAGCAACAACAUUUCACAGAAGACUACAGAAUGAAACUCUUAAUUUGCCAAAACCUAUGGAUUGUGAAGAAAAUCGUAAUUUUGUAUUCAUUGGAGAUGAAGCAUUUGCACUAGAAGAACAUGUUUUAAAACCAUUUCCACAAAAAUCCUUAAACUAUGAAAGAAGGAUUUACAAUUACCGACUAUCAAGGGCUAGGAAUGUAGUGGAAAAUGCUUUUGGUCUAAUAGCAAGUAGAUUUCGCAUUUUGCAGACAUCUAUUAAUGUUGAUCCGAAUGACACAAACUAUAUUGUUUUAGCAAUUUGCACACUUCAUAAUUUUCUUAUAAAGCACAAUUCUUCUUAUGUCAAACCUACAUCUGAAAACAGUGAGACAUAA
Messenger RNA from Metopolophium dirhodum (rose-grain aphid), 459 nucleotides. RefSeq lists its product as uncharacterized. The transcript has a single exon. Bases 1 to 459 code for a protein of 152 amino acids. NCBI's taxonomy places the organism in Eukaryota, Metazoa, Arthropoda, Insecta, Hemiptera, Aphididae. The record is from RefSeq and is a predicted model, not a curated record.